Messenger RNA from Ricinus communis (castor bean), 1940 nucleotides. Its product is annotated as probable flavin-containing monooxygenase 1. The record is from RefSeq and is a predicted model, not a curated record. The transcript is spliced from 5 exons. Bases 263 to 1822 code for a protein of 519 amino acids. Gene Ontology annotation, molecular function: N,N-dimethylaniline monooxygenase activity; flavin adenine dinucleotide binding; NADP binding. Lineage: Eukaryota; Viridiplantae; Streptophyta; Magnoliopsida; Malpighiales; Euphorbiaceae.
AACAGCAUAUCUGAGCUAUAUAAGAAAUUUGAAAAUGUGAUAAAUUAAUAAUAACAGUGAGAAAUUCUCCAUGCAGCUAAGAUUAAAAAUUCAUAAUGUAGCCUUUACAUUAGUCAAUAUGAAAAAAAAAAAAAUCAAUACCUUACAGUUUACGAAACCAAUUUUUUAUACAUAGUCCAGAUUCAAACAAUUCCAAUUUCUGAAGAGAAGUAACAGAUUGAGAACGGCCCAGGGAACAGCUGCUUCUUUUCAUAGAGGACCAAUGGAGAAAAGGGUGGCAAUCAUUGGUGCAGGAUCAAGUGGACUUCUUUCAUGCAAAUACACUCUUGAAAAGGGUUUUCUUCCUGUAAUAUUUGAAGCUGAAGAAAGAAUUGGUGGAGUUUGGACGCGUACUAUAGCAUCAACCAAACUCCAAAAUUCUAAAGAAACUUACCAAUUUUCUGAUUUCCCCUGGUCUGCGUCCGUAAAUGAAAAGCAUCCUAGUCAUAGUCAAGUACUUGAGUAUCUUGAAUCAUAUGCUCAACAUUUUGGUAUCUUUCCAUACAUAAAAUUCAGCUCCAAGGUCAUUGGUAUAGAUUAUGUUGGAGACUGUUUGGAAGAGGUGGAGUCUUGGGUUCUCUGGAGUGGAAAUGGUAAUCCUUUUGGAACUAAAGGGAAGUGGCACAUCAGAGUUCUUGAUGUCAAAGAUAGCACUACAAAGGUUUACCAGUUUGAUUUUGUUAUUCUCUGCCUUGGACUGUAUAAUGGGUUUCCGAACAUCCCAGACUUCCCUCCAAAUCAAGGCCCUGAAGUGUUCAAUGGUAAAGUAAUGCAUUCAAUGGAAUAUUCUGCAAUGGACAAUUGGAGUGCUCAAGAAUUCAUCAAAAGAAAGAGAGUCACAAUCAUUGGCUCGCAGAAAUCUGCACUUGAUAUCGCAGCAGAAUGCGCAAAUGCAAACGGAGUUGAGUAUCCUUGUACAAUAAUUCAAAGAACUGCUCACUGGUUUAUCCAGAGCGAGACUAUUUGUGGUAUUAAUCUUGGUUUCUUGUACUUGAAUCGUUUUUCGGAGUUCAUGAUUCAUAAGCCUAGAGAAACAUACCUGCUCAGCCUCUUAACAACUCUGCUCUCUCCGUUGAGAUGGGGAAUUUCAAAGUUCAUUGAGUGCUAUCUCAGCUGGAAACUACCAUUAAAGAAGUAUGGAAUGGUUCCCAGUUUCAGCUUCUUUCAAGAUAUCUCUUCAUGUCAGUCAUGCAAACUGCCUGAGAAGUUCUAUGACAGAGUUGAAGAAGGAAGAAUCAUCAUAAGAAAAUCACAUUGUUUUAGCUUCUGUAACCGAGGUCUGAUCAUUGAUGGAGAAUCCCAGCCACUAGAGACAGACCUUGUUAUUUUUGCCACUGGAUUCAAGGGAGAAGAAAAACUAAGAAGCAUUCUCGAAUCUCCAUUCUUUCAGAAAUGCAUGACAGGGUCUUCAACUUCCAGAAUUCCUCUUUACAGGCAAGUAAUUCAUCCACGAAUUCCACAGCUGGCUAUAUUAGGAUAUGCAGAAAGUCUCUCAAAUUUGUGUGCCACUGAAAUCAGAUGUCAAUGGCUGGCACAAUUUCUCGACAGAAAAUUUGAACUGCCUAGCAUAAGUGAGAUGGAAAAGCAAGUUUCAACAUGGGAAAAUUUUAUGAAACAGCAUACUGGCAAUUCAAGAAGAGCCUGUAUUAGUACUGUGAAUAUAUGGAACAAUGAUCAAAUAUGCAAGGACAUGGGAUGUGAACCCAGAAGAAAAGAAGGGUUUUUUGCAGACUUGUUUGUACCAUAUGGACCAACAGAUUAUGCAGGCCUUUCAGCUAAGUGAGGGAUGUUUAUCUAUAUGUGUAACUUAUGAGACUGCAAAAGAAUUUGGUGCAGUUGAGAGUUUAAGCACAAAAAUAAAUGAACAAUAUAACAAAUAACAUAAUUGUGAUUUAGUUGUU